UCGCAGACUGCUGAUUUCACCGGCUCACUGAACUCUGCGCGUAGUUUUCUUGACUGUCUCCUCUAUCCCACUUCUCCAUUGGAUUACACACCAACCUUCAUUUUGUCAGGAAUAUCUCUCCCCUCUCCUUUUUGUGAUCAUCCAUCAUGAAGACCAUCCAGUCGCAUCAGGACGUCGUCGUCCCGCAAGAUGUUGAAGUGAGCGUGUCCAAACGCACCGUCACCGUCAAGGGCAAACGCGGCACCCUCGUGCGCAACUUCGGCCACAUCCAGGUGGACAUGUACAAGGUGGGCAAGAAGCGGGUGCGGGUGGAGAAGUGGUUCGGGGUGCGCAAGCAGCUCGCCGCCGUCCGCACCGUGUGCUCGCACAUCGAGAACAUGAUCAAGGGAGUGACGCUGGGUUAUCGGUACAAAAUGCGCGCGGUGUACGCGCAUUUCCCCAUCAACUGCACGGCCAUCCAGAAGAACUCCAUGGUGGAGAUCCGCAAUUUUCUGGGCGAGAAGAUCGUCCGGACGGUGGCCAUGGCCGACGGUGUGACCUGCGUCAACUCCCCCGAUCAGAAGGAUGAGUUGAUCAUUGAUGGCAUCGAUUUGGAGCUCGUUUCACAGUCAGCUGCCCGCAUCCAGCAGUCGACCACCGUGAAGAACAAAGACAUCCGCAAAUUCUUAGACGGAAUCUACGUUUCCGAACGCGGCAACAUCCAGGCCGAAUAAAAUCUGAUCACGCUGCUGUUUUAAAUUUUGUGUCUAAUCAGUGUCAGAGAAUAAAAUCAAUAAAAAUCAUCAGAACGUG
Molecule: messenger RNA, 792 nt
Organism: Paramacrobiotus metropolitanus
Lineage: Eukaryota; Metazoa; Tardigrada; Eutardigrada; Parachela; Macrobiotidae
Product: 60S ribosomal protein L9-like
Exons: 4
Coding region: 147-713 (188 amino acids)
Biological process (GO): cytoplasmic translation
Cellular component (GO): ribosome; cytosolic large ribosomal subunit
Molecular function (GO): structural constituent of ribosome; rRNA binding
Source: RefSeq, a predicted model, not a curated record